Vittaforma corneae ATCC 50505 is the source of this 1233-nucleotide messenger RNA. RefSeq names its product CAMK/CAMKL/CHK1 protein kinase. Lineage: Eukaryota; Fungi; Microsporidia; Nosematidae. Gene Ontology annotation, biological process: intracellular signal transduction; protein phosphorylation. The coding region runs from base 1 to 1233 and encodes 410 amino acids. The transcript has a single exon. The record is from RefSeq and is a predicted model, not a curated record. Gene Ontology annotation, molecular function: ATP binding; protein serine/threonine kinase activity.
AUGGAUAGGGCUGAACCCUCUUCUGUAAAAAAGAUUCUGUUCAACGGUGAAAUAUGUGCAAUAAAGGUCUUAAAGAAGGACAUCAACAAUAGCAAAGAAGCAAAUAGCAUCGACAAUCCACAUACCAACAGUAAUCACACUGCUCUUAAAGAAAUAUCUAUACAUAAAGCAUUAAAACACAAAUUCAUUGUGAAGUACAUCACUCACUUUGACAAUGCUACUUCUUUCAACAUAAUAAUGGAGUAUGUAGAAUAUAAUUUAAGAAAUCUUAUCAUUCCAGAAAUAGGUCUUGAUCCAAUAAUAGGGCACAUGAUCUUUGUUCAACUAUUGGAGGGAGUAAAAUAUCUCCAUUCAAAUGGAAUAUGCCACAGAGACAUAAAGCCAGACAAUAUUCUCAUGGAUAGAAAGGGGAAUAUAAGAUUAUGUGAUUUUGGUCAUAGUACAAUGUUUAAACUCAAAGAAUAUCGAAGAUUAAAGACAAUAGCUGGAACACCUGAGUUUAUGGCCCCUGAAAUUUUGAAAAGGGAUUAUGAUGGGCAAAUGGCUGACAUAUUUUCAAUGGGCAUUACCCUGGUAAAUAUUCUUACUGGAAAAUUGCCUUGGACAAUAGCAUCACCAACGGAUAAACGAUAUGUUGCAUAUACGCAGAUGAAAUAUCAUUGCUAUGAUCCAUUUAACAGAAUUAGGGAACCUACUCUCAGAUUGAUUGAGGGUAUGUUAAAGAGUGAAUCUAAAAGGAUUGCAAUAAAAACAAUUGAACAGGACCAGUGGGUAAGACAUUCAACCAGUCUCAUCGACUCUUUUACUGAGAUGAAGUGUAAAGAUCCUAGUUUUUUGAACGAUGUUGAGAGUGCAGUCAUAGAUUUACAUUACACUCAACCAGAUAUUUUGAAUAGCCGAGGAUGUAGUAUUUUAAAUAAGAAAUCCCACAUUAACAUUUCUCAACCUGUCAAAUCUAUUAAUCAACCCACACUUUAUCGAUUUUAUGUGGAUGGAAACUGUAAGACAUCAAUCAAUUCUAUUUUAAGUCUUUUAGAAAAUAUGGCUGUUAUAUGCCAAAGGAAUUCAAACGGAAUACUUUUUUCAACAACGGAUACAAAAAGAAAUAAAUUGAUGGGGGAAAUAAUAAUACAGGAAAUUAAUGGAAGUAGUGUCAUUACAGUAAGAAGAACGAAGGGGGAUUUGGUUGAAUUUAAGAAGUUUUUUUUAUACCUGAACAGCCACAUAGCUUAA